Molecule: messenger RNA, 145 nt
Organism: Funneliformis caledonium
Lineage: Eukaryota; Fungi; Glomeromycota; Glomeromycetes; Glomerales; Glomeraceae
Source: the annotation of a GenBank genome assembly
AUGGCUAUACAAAAUGGCAAUACUAUUACACAAUUUUUUUCUCCUAUACAAAAUGAACUUGAUAUACAAACGGUUGAUGCUUAUUUAAAUGAAUUGGAAAGUUAUAAUAAUAUUGAUUCACUAUCUAUAGAGUCAGAAAUAGAAA